UAGAUAUAUAAAGGCUUUAUUAUUUCUCCAUAACGGCAUUUAAGUAUAAAGUGUUUAAGUAUAAAGCUAUUCUAAUAUCCGAUCUGUGUUUCUUCGUGAGAUAUUCAAAUAAAGACUUGAGUGACCAUGGAAUAUCAAAUGACGGGCUGGUUUCAUAAAUGUAGACAUAGUUCAAAGAGAACGCCAGACAUUGAUUGGCACGACUAUUUUAUGGCUAUUGCGUUUCUUUCUGCAAAACGGAGCAAAAAUCCCACUGUCCAAGUUGGUGCGUGUAUUGUUAACAAUGACAACAGAAUUGUUGGUAUCGGAUACAAUGGAAUGCCCAAUGGAUGCAAAGACUCACAGUUUCCUUGGAACGAUCUUCCCCGCACUGAUAUAAAUUCAAAAUAUCUUUAUGUGUGCCAUGCGGAAAUGAAUGCAGUUAUGAAUAAAUAUUCAAGCGAUAUUAAAGGCUGUACGAUAUAUGCUUCUUUAUUCCCGUGCAACGAGUGCGCGAAAAUAAUAAUACAAUCCGGCAUAAAGAACGUGAUAUACGUGUACGAUAAAUACCCUGAGAAAGUCGAGAUGAUAGCCGCGAAAAGAAUGUUUGAUGCUGCGGGUGUAAUAUAUAGGCAAUACAUCCCAAAAAAUAAAAAAAUUGAAAUUAAUUUUAUCGAAACUAAUUGGACCAAUUGAAUUAAUUAUCACAAUUCCACGACGAAAUCAGAAAAUUAAAAAGUAAAAAUAAAAUGAGAAUAAAAUUUUCAUAUUGGUCAUUAUUUGUAUCUUGUAUGAAUAAAUUUAAUUUGAUAAUAAA
Messenger RNA from Solenopsis invicta (red fire ant), 796 nucleotides. Its product is annotated as deoxycytidylate deaminase. Gene Ontology annotation, cellular component: cytoplasm. NCBI's taxonomy places the organism in Eukaryota, Metazoa, Arthropoda, Insecta, Hymenoptera, Formicidae. Gene Ontology annotation, molecular function: dCMP deaminase activity; zinc ion binding. Bases 127 to 675 code for a protein of 182 amino acids. Gene Ontology annotation, biological process: dTMP biosynthetic process; dUMP biosynthetic process. The record is from RefSeq and is a predicted model, not a curated record. The transcript has 4 exons.